Messenger RNA from Symbiodinium sp. CCMP2456, 1785 nucleotides. The record is from the annotation of a GenBank genome assembly. Lineage: Eukaryota; Dinophyceae; Suessiales; Symbiodiniaceae.
AUGGCUGAUGCCGGCUACAACCAGACAUCACAAGGCACCUGGGUCGAAGGCGACACGGUCCUCUACCGGGGCGUCGCAGCGAUACUUUGCAGAAACACCACUGUCCAUGUGGCGCUGGAAGGUGCACAAGAGCCAAUCAGCUUAAGCUUGGGACGUGGCGGGGUCGCUCUGCUGGUGCGGGGGCAGGUAUUCCAGCGGGACGAGAUCCAGGCCCACUCCUGGGGUGCUGUGGCGCGUGAGCUGGCGGAGCUGAAGGGCCUGCCGGAGAUUCGAAGGUAUUGGUCGACUCUCCGGGGGGCUUUCUGGGCGGCCUACGUGCGCGAGGAGCAGGGGUCGAGAUGCGUCUAUACCGCCACGGACCUCGCGGGCAUCAUGCCGAUGUGGAUUGGCCGGAGUGAGGACGGCUGCGAGCUCCUGGCCUCUGCGCUGUGGCCACGCAGCCUUUUCCCCGCGGCCGCCGUCCCAACUCUCCGUCAGGCCUGCCCACGUGUGGUUCACCGCCUCGCCGCCUCGGGCUGGGCGUCCUCGGCGCCCGAUCCUUUCCAUGGGCUCCAUGCGCCGAUCGCUUCUGGCACCUCUGACAGCUCGGCCCUCGAAGCGCUUGUGGUCCAAGCAGCGCGGCGCUGCGUGGCUGGGGAGGCCCACGUGGGACUUCUCUUCAGCGGCGGUUUGGACUCGGGGCUCUUGGGCUAUCUUUUCUCCAGUGGCCUGCUGGCACCGUGCCAAUGUACCUGCUACACAGUCGGGUUUCAUCUCGAGGAUAAGAAGAUCAAGAACAAGUACGCCUACCCAGAAGACUUGCUUGUGGCGGAAGCAGCUGCCAGAGAGAUGAACCUGGAAUGGAAACAUCACGUCAUGGAUCUGACUGAGGACGGGCUGCACGUGGUGCUUAGCGGCCUCGGUUCAGAGGAGGCCUUUGCAGGCUACCAGCGCCACGCCAGGGCCUGCGUAGCCGGGGACGAGGCAACCUCCCGAGAUCGCACCCUGGGCUUGGCGCAGAUGUGGCACCGCGAUCUGCAGCGCGAUUUCAUCCUUUCGUCCUUGGCGGGAGUGGAGAUGCGUUACCCAUUUUUGGACGCCGACCUUCUGGAUGUGGCCCUGCACCUGCCGGCUGCAGAGAUCUUGGCAAACGACGCGGCCAAGCAGCGGGAGCAAGUGGCGGGGGCAGGCAAUCCGUUUCAUCAGGCAGAUUUUGUGAUGUCCGUGCCCGGCGCAUCCCACUCUCCAGUAGCGCUGCUGCUGACCAGUGGGUAUCACAGCAUUCAGGUGUACUGCCUCUUGACAAGUUGGCGCUGUGAGAUUUCUUGCGUGGUGGGCUCGGCGAAUGAUGGGGGCCGGGCGGCAGCCUUCGCCAGAUCCGUACGGCUGCCGCUCCUGGACAUGAAAGUUUCCAUGUCCGGGCAUGGCUACGACAUGGAGUCCCUUACAGAUGCACUGAAAGCAGCGAAGGAGCACUACGGCAUAGAAGGGGCUGCCUGCGGCCAUGUGUGCGAUCUGGACCUUUGGGGUGGUGUGGCCGCGGCCUGCGAUCUAGUGGGCCUGCGUGCCUACGCCCCAGAGUGGGGUGCCUGCUCGGAGGUUCAGUCCAGUAUGCGCCGCCUCGUCCAUGAUGGUACGGUCCUCCAGCUGACGAAGUUUCCGGUGAGGCAGAUGAAGUUUUAUCGACGUUGCGCAGCAUCUGUGGACCUCAUGCCACCGACGACACAGAUGGGGGCUACGUUGAUUGCGAAUUCGUACGCGCAAGAGAAGCCCCGGCUCACGAAGGGACUUCGGAAAAGGGUUUAG